AUGAGUACCUGGGAGAAAUUUCAAGAUAAACUCUCCAAUCCUAUCUUUCAUUAUGGAGUUGGUAAGCAUAUCUACAUUGUUGUCAAUCAUCGUCUACGUUUAUUUGUUUAUUCAGCAAUAUGUUCGUUUACAGCGUCGUCACCGGAUCAAUUGUCGUUGUUGUUAGGUGAUAGUGUGCACGUUCGAGAAGAAUGUGAUGAGUGGUAUUUUGGAACAUUGGCUAAUAAACCUCAAUUAUCAGGAAUUUUUCCGAAAAAUUUUGUCUAUCUCAAACCUAUUAUCGUGGAUAAUAAUCAAAUUACGAAUUUUACUAAUGAAGAUUCCCUAGCAAGUGAUCUAAUUGGAAUAUUACGUGAAUGGGCACAUCACAUCGAACAAUUUUAUAAAGAUGAUCAAAAAGUGAAAGUGAACAUUGUUUCAAAACUGAUGACAGAUCUGAUUCGACACCGACAUCGACUAAUGUGUUUUUCUCAUACACAGGAAGAAUUGAUUGAAUUAAAACAAACCAUUGUUGAUCUAGUAGAUCAAGGCACACGACUUUUACAACUAGAUCUGAUUAUACGUGAUAAAAACUUGAAUGUUGCUAAUCCAUCCGACACAAGCACUCAUGACUUGUUGCAAUCAUUGACGCGGAUUGAAAAGAAAUCUUUACACGAUGUGGAAAAGCCUCGUCCACAUCCGGAUUUUCAACUCGCUAAUACUCAGUCAAUGUUAGUCACUUUAGAAAAGAUUGACAUUGCCAUCUCUGACAAUACUGAACUAUGGUGUACUUUAUAUGAUUAUUCAUCUGAUGAUAGCGGAGUCGAAUUAAUUCCCAGUGAAACUUUUGUUAUUCGAGACAAAGAAGCUCUUCGCACGCAAGAACAUACAGUUGCUUUUACAGAUAUCAGUCGGUCACGUUCAAUGAAAUCUAUGACAAGUCUCAAUACUCUAUCUGUCAAAUAUCUUGUUUUGUACAUUAUUCGGACUGGACCUAUGUACAUCAACGAUCACAACAUCAAAGAUUCAGCCGAAGGAAGUACGAAUACAUUGAAGAAAACGAAAAAUGAAACAAAUGAUAUACGUCGACCUUACAUGGUAGCAUUGAUAAACAUGUCUCAGCAACUUGAUUGUCAUAGUCGAAUGAAAGCAUCGUCAUCGGAGAAGGAAUUAAUUGUACCAUUUGGUUUCAACACAUGGGACGAUCGCGAUACAUUGGUUUCUAUAUUUCAAAAAAUGACAAAAUCAAAUGACAUUGAAUUGUUGAAAAAACAUACACUAAAACUACAGAUCCUCAAUGGAGGAUUUCGUGAGUUAAAAACGGAUUACCCACAUUUACUUCAUGGCGAUGUGUGUGUUUGUCGAAAACUUGAUUUUCCUGAAGUGAUCAAUGCGGAUGAUCUUCGAAAUGAUAUCUAUGUCACAAUUUACGGGGCAGAGUUUAGUAAAAGUGGCAAUUAUGAAUAUACAGCCGAACUUUGUGAUGAAAAUGAAAAUCCUAUUCCAGGUUUACUGAAUGUAGGUGUGAAUUGCACCAGUGAUCUUCUUCAUCGAUCGAUUGUUUGUAUUAAAACUGACAAACCAAAAUGGAAUGAAACAUUUCGAAUUGCAAUUCCAUUUUCUAUCAGCGCAGAAGAUAUGCGUCAAUAUCACGUUCGAUUUCUAUUCAAACAACGCCACUCGAACGAUGUUAAAGAUAAAUCGGAAAAACCGUUUGCAUUAGCAUUUCUCCCGUUGAUCGAAAAAGCUGGAACAGUUAUUCAAGACGGUCAUCGACAUUUAGUUGUUUAUAAAAUUACCCAACGUAAAUCAGACACAAACAUAUCAGGAUACAUUAAUUUACAAGCUGUGCAGAUAAGUGCACCGAUCAAUUUAACAAAAGAUUCUUACAAUGGUUCACAUCGGUUAUCUCUUGAUGAAGCGUCGUCGCGUUUUUAUCAACCAUCGGAUUAUUUCUCGCCAAGUUAUCGUGAACAUUUUCUCGUCAAAGUUAAAGUUGUUUCCACGCAGUUAACACAAAUACCUAUUAUUUUAACUUUGUUAACAUGGACACCGAAAGAUUCGUCGAUUUAUCUACUUGAAUUACUCGAAAAAUUCGUUGAUCAUCUCGGCGGGAUUAAUCUUUCAAACACGACUUUAUCCGAACAACGUACGAUUAACAUGAUGCUACCAACGGAUAUCAUCGAACGUGCAACCGAAGUGGUGAAAAAUUUACAAAAUAUCUUUGAUAAAUUAUUCGAAAUUCUCACAUCACAAGAAAACGAAUUGAAAACACGAGAACAAGAAAAAUUCGCUAUUCCGAUCGAUUUGAAUAAGAUCCACCAGACGGCAUUUCACGCUCUGAUUUGCAUCUUGGAUUUAAUUUCAAUGAAACAAUUUGAAUCAUUUCGAACUGUCUUGGAUGAUUAUAUUAAGAAUAAGUUCAGUUCGACAUUGGCAUACAAUAUUUUACUUCAUUUGAUUAAUAUUACUUUGACGAAAUAUGUGGAAAACAAUCGAUCUGAUUUGAACAUGACGGCUUACUGUGUAAAGAUGUUAAAACAACUGGAAUAUCUUUUUAAACUGAUCGUUCGUUCACGUGUUCUAUACGCUAAAUGGAAAAAUAACGCGGAUCAAAAUGAAUUCGAUCAGCUUUUGAAAAAUGUUCUCCGUUCGUUUACACGAGUCUUAACUUUCUCCGAUGAUCACGCAUCGGCAGCACAAGGGCUCAUUCUUCGAUUUUAUCCAGCUGUUGUCACUGAACUUCUUACAGCGAAUGUAUUCAACGCUGUCACACUCAGCGAAAUUACUGCGCGCGAGUUUCUUGCAGCACUGCCAGCCAAACGGUUAACUCCGCAAAAACUCCGCAGCCUGAACGAUUUAGCGCGUGGUUUACUCAUGCAAAUUCCAGAGAGUCGUCCAAUAAUUCUGAAAGUCAUUGUUACGGAUGCAUCGAUGUUGUGUAAUAAUUUCAUCACAGAGCGUCAAAACUCGGACGAUUUUCGUUUAUCUAUGGUGAAUCAACAAUCAUCUGCGUUUUUCAUCGAUCAGAAAGAUCGUGAUCAUCUAACUUUAUGUUCGAAAAUUGUCGGACAUAUCAUGAAUCAUUUAUUCAGUCGAAAAACUUCUGGUGACAUCGCAAUUGUUGUAGAAAAACUGCUUCGUGUCUUUAUGCAAAUCUUACUUAUUAUUCGUGUGAAAGAACGAGAUCUAGCUAUCAAUUUCGCCACGGGAGUCAUUGCGAUACUUCGCACGAUGGAAGAUGAACAUUAUGUCGAAUUUUUACGCCAAAUGGAUGAUAUAAGUUUACAUGAUUUUUUUCUCGAUGCUUUUGGUCUCAUUCGAGAUCUUGUCACGGUACCAAUUUUCUCGAAUGAUUGGUCAGAGAUGCUUCUCUUACAAAAUGCAAUAUUUGUUCGUGCAAUGAAUAAAUUCGUUUCUCGAUUAGUCGAAAAUCUCGCUCAUUUCAAUGAACAAUCAAUCGUCCUAUGGCAAUUGUAUUUCGAAUCGAUUGUUCAAUUUAUUAUUCAACCAUGUUUACAACUAGAAUCAUUUACAUCUAACAAACGGAAACGAAUUCUAUCGCGAUACAAAGAUCUACGUAUUGAGGCGUCGAAUGACUUGAAAACCAUGUGGUUUUGUUUAUAUGAACAACAUAAACUACAUUUCAUUCCUAAUCAAAUCUAUGGAGUUAUUCGCGUGAGCCUUAUACCUGUUCAAGAUAUUCGGGCAGCGAUGAUUCGGGUGCUAUGCGAUAUGAUCUAUAUAAUUAAUAAACACCAAGAGAAUCUAUCAACAUUCGAAAACGAAUUUGUCACUGUAAUGGAUCGAUUUGCCAAUGAACCGUUGGUUGAUAAACAUUUUAAAGAAUAUCUAAUCAACGCUAUUGAUGAUUUUUGCAAGGCGAAGAAACUGGCAAGAAAUGGUUCGAAACUAGUUGAUAUGAUUGAUAAUCUCCUCUCGCGGAUAAUUGAACUACGCGCUGCUGUUAACGACAGUGAAACAGCUGCUUUGGAUCUUCAAAUGCAUUGUGUGAGAAGUUUAAUGGAAUUCUAUGAACGACUUGGUCAUCUGCCAAUGUACAUUAAAUAUAUUUAUCAAUUAUACGAAAUGAAUUGUCGUCUACAGAAUAAAAUCGAAGCUGGCCAUACGUUGAUGUUACAUGCGAGAUUACUUGAUUGGGAUCCGGAGAAAGUUCUUGAAGAAGUUCAUCUGAAAUAUUCACGAAUUCAUUCAACUAUGAAAACACAUGAUCAAUUAAAGAAGAAACUGUAUGGUGAAAUCAUUCAAUUAUUCGAUGAAGGCGAUGCUUGGGAAAAAGCAAUUGAAGUUUGUAAAGAAUUACAAAUUCAAUAUGAACAAUCUUUUGAAUACGAUAAUCUCAGUUCAUUAUUAUUGAAUCAAGCUCGACUUUAUGUCCAUAUUAUGGAUGUGAACAAACAACGUUUUGAACAAGAAUAUUUUCGUAUUGGCUGUUAUGGAAUUGGUUUCCAUGAUUUCCUUCAAAAUCAAGUAUUUGUUUAUCGAUCAGAACCAGGUCAACGGUUGAGUGAUGUUCGAGAGAAACUUCAAACAAUUUUUCCGCACUCAAUUCUCCUCGAUCCAACAAUUAGUAUCGAAGAACAUCAUCGUCGAAGUCCUUCCCAAUAUGUUCAAGUACAAGUUGUUCAACCGAUUUCCGACGAAAAGACUCGAUUUGGAAAUCGAAAUAUUCCAGAAGCAAUCUUGCGAUAUUACCGUUCCAAUGAAGUACGUCGAUUCACUUAUACACGCUUAUUUGUCCAUGAUGAUGAUCGUGAUGCGACAUCAGAUAUUGCCAAAUUCUCUGCGGAAAGAUACGAAUUUUCGACAGCACUUUCUCUGCCAAAUACAACUCGCUGGAUGCCAGCUGGUCCAUCAACGAAAACAAUACUAACGCCAUUGGAAAAUGCCAUUCAUUUAUUGGAAAAAACUAACCGAGAAUUGAAAGUGCUUGUUGAAGCAAAUGAAGUCGAUCGUGAACUUAAUGUGACACCAUUAUCAGGCAAAACAGCAGGCAUUCUCGAUGCAGCAGUUAUGGGAGGUGCUAGUGUGAUUGAACAAGCCUUUCUAUCCAGUGAAUAUCAAUCGAAACAUCCUGAUGAUUACACACGUAUAUUGAUCGAGAAAGUAAAACAAUUAUUGGCUGAUCAAAUUCCUUUACUCGAACGAGCGUUGAUUAUCAUGCGACAAAAAUCGAAACCAGAGAUUAUUCCACAUGUUGAUCAUUUAAGUAGUCUUUUGAUUUAUCGACAACGUUCUGUUGAACAAUAUUGUGGUAAACAAACAAAUGGUUUACGAUUAAGUUUAUUCAUACCAUCCAGUGAUUUAUCUUCAAACAUAUCUCUUCAUAGUCAACGUUCAAAUAAUGAUCCUCAGUUACGUCAAUCGGAUAUAUCUAGAAGUCGAACAUCAUCAACCAACUCAACCAGUACUGUCUUUAAACCCACUACAACUUCUUCACCACAAAAGACACCUAUCGAAUUACGUGAAGAAUUAACAAGUGUACGACCACGUCGUCCACCACGUACAGCGCCAUCAUUAAGUUCAUCAGUUAGUUCAUUAGCAGGAGCAUCGAAUGAUUCUCCACGUUCGUCGACUGCCGAUAUGAACAUUAGUGGACAAUUCAUCAUUGCAUCUGCUAGCCAAACUUUAUUAUCAUCUGAAAGUUUGAAUGGCGAAUCAACUGAAGAAACUCCACCCUCGAAGGUGAACAGUAACAAAACUUCAUUUUCACCUACUCAUCAAUUAGCCAAUAAACUUCGCGCACUGACAAAAUCUUCUGAACAAUUACUCAACGAUAAUCCACCACGUCCACCACCUAAACCGCCCAAAUUUCUACGUUGA
This is a messenger RNA of Adineta ricciae, 5823 nucleotides long. The record is from the annotation of a GenBank genome assembly. Lineage: Eukaryota; Metazoa; Rotifera; Eurotatoria; Adinetida; Adinetidae.